AAUUGUCAUUAGGUAUGAUUCAAUGAAAAUUUAAUCAUUGAAUAUUCCCGUGGGUAUAUGUUUUACGCUAUUUUAAAUGCCAGAAUUUGUGUAGAUAUAAAUUAACUGCUGCAAUCAUGUUAUUUUCUCAAUAUUGCACGCGUAUGAUGGAGCGUUUGGUUGAAAGCUGCCGUGAUGCAAAGAACGCUUUAGUAAAUACUGAUAUAUCCUGGCGGACAUACGGAUUGAUUGCUUGCUUUGCGUUGAGUUCGUGGAUUACAGUCAAUGGUAUCUGGUCUGAAUUGCCAGUCAUCGUGCUUUAUGCCCCUGAGAAAUGGAAAAUCGCAUCAUACACAGUGGUAAUCAUUCAACUGGGAUUUGCUGGUCCCUUGCUCUUCUCGCUUGCAAAUCGACUUCGUCCACGGGUUUUCACCGAGAAAGUGACGAUAUAUUUGAUCUUUCUCAUUGGCAUUUUAUCGUGUUUGUUCCUCUCCAUGUGGUACAGAACGACAACAAAUAUAGAUGGCAAACCCCAUAGUGUUGUCUUGAUGGUUCUAGUUUUUACCAUGGCAUUGGUUGACUGUACAUCAUCUGUUGUUUUUCUCACAUUCAUGGCAUUUUAUGACCCACGGUACGUCACAGCCUUGUAUAUUGGCGAGUCCUUCUGUGGCCUGUUGCCUGGUCUUGCGGCUAUAAUUCAAGGAUCACCAACCAUUGUGUGCAACAAUAGCAGUGAUGCCACCUCUGGAAACUCAACAUCGCAACAAUAUGAUGAUUCUGGGUUGUUGUUUUCAGCCAGUGCCUACUUCAUCAUUUUGCUGGUAAUGAUUUUGUUUUCUGGAUCUGCAUUUUUUGCUCUGAAUUUUCUACCAUUUGCUGUGAAAGAACAAUCAGCAGAAGUGAUAACAGCUGCUGUUGUACCUCAACAUUGUAAUGAUGCCACUGACAGGACAGAGUUGAUAAACGAGGAGCUGGAAACUGAAGUUAAAUGUGGGAGUUCAUGCCUGUCAAACAGAGGACUAUCAUUUCUGUUUUUCUUACAAGCAAUUGUGUCAGCUUUUUCCUUUGGCAUUCUUCCAUCAUUAUCACCUUAUGCCUUUGAGCCUUAUGGAAUGCCCUCUUAUCAUUUAGUUGCUUCACUGGGACCAAUUGCCUCCUCAUUUAUCUGCUUUUUUACGAUAUGGUUUCGAAUCAAAUCAAGAAAAACACUUCUUAUUGCAUCAUUUGUAUUUUUGUGUGCUGCUGUGUAUCAAGUUAUACUAGCAAGUCAAAGCCCAACACCCUGGCUGAGUAAAUCUGAUACUGGAGCGACACUUGCAGUUAUUGGAGGAUUAACAACAAGCAUGCUUGGCAUUUAUAUUCGUCUGACGAUAUCAAUUAUUAUGCGCGAAGAAAGUAAAAGGGCGCUGUACUGGUGUGGGAUGAGUAUUCAAAUUGGAUCUGUCAUAGGUGCAUUUACUAUAUUUCCGUUUGUGAGUGUAUUUCAUGAUUUCCAUGGAAAGGACGUUUGCUGACCAUAAUAUCGCAGCUUUGCCGAAGAGAAAAAUAAUCACAGUGUACUGUCAUUGAAAUUACACAUUCUACUAUUGGGGAUAGUACAGUAUAUUAAUAUAUCUAACAAAUUAUAAAAUAAUAUUAUAUUGACUACCUCCUGCGGAGGCCUUUUUCCGGGCAAAUAUGGCGGGCGAUGAUAUUUUGCAGGUGGAACCCGCAUUUUCCGAAAUCGCCCGAAAUGCUCCCUAGCGCCCGCGGAGGAGGUAGUUAUAUUGAUAAUAUAUUAUAUAUAAAUAAUAUCAGUUCAUUGCGUUAUUGUUAAAAGAACUAUGAGCAUUGUUCCAACAGAUAGGUUACGUGUUUACUGCAUUGCGAUAAGUAUUAUGCAAGAAAUAAUUUAUUCUAUAUUGUAUUAUUUAUAUACCCAUAUUGUGUAGGUUACAUACCUGCAGCAUCUGCAAGUGUAAUACUUAUACAACUCUAAUGCAUGAUCACGUUCUUUUUCUAUUUAUGAGCUCCAUUUUGUACGUCGGCACGAUUUUUGGGAAGUUUACAAUAUAAUCCUGUUUUGGGCAAGUUUACAAUAUGAAAAUCACGAAUUUAUGAAUCUGAUCAUGAAAAAUAAACGACAAUAUAUUUUAUUGCAGACCAGGGGACCACUAAUUUGCAUGAUACAAAAAAAUUGCUAAAAAUAACCACUUUGUUUUGUAGUCCCUGUUGCAGACUUUAUCGUGAUUAGUUAAUUUUAGGAAAGGCAGGUUGAAUAAAUAAAAUAAAUAAAAUUACAAUCCGAAAUAAUAUAUUCCCGUUAAUGUUUCUACCAAGGUCAUCAAGAGAAGGUUAUUUCUCUCAAGGUCAUCGAGAGAAAAUCUAAAUUUUUUAAAUAAUUAGUUAUCACGUGAAAUUAACGGUAUAUAUAGAAUACAGUAUUUGCAACUCUAGUUUUGGCAUGUUAUAUUAUUUUUUUAUAAACAGGAUAUUUCACUUGGCAGUGCAUAACUAUAGGGCUGUAUGUUUUAAAAUUUGAAGAACUGUGAUAUACCAUUUCACUGAUACUGUACAUUAUAUAUAACACCGAGCCUAUUACAGCUUUAUAAUACCACAAUUAUUGGUGAACUACGCCGGUAAACUAAAGCCCCGUU
Molecule: messenger RNA, 2615 nt
Organism: Dendronephthya gigantea
Lineage: Eukaryota; Metazoa; Cnidaria; Anthozoa; Malacalcyonacea; Nephtheidae
Product: riboflavin transporter 2-like
Exons: 3
Coding region: 117-1493 (458 amino acids)
Biological process (GO): riboflavin transport
Cellular component (GO): plasma membrane
Molecular function (GO): riboflavin transmembrane transporter activity
Source: RefSeq, a predicted model, not a curated record